Messenger RNA from Quercus lobata, 873 nucleotides. RefSeq lists its product as uncharacterized. Bases 1 to 873 code for a protein of 290 amino acids. NCBI's taxonomy places the organism in Eukaryota, Viridiplantae, Streptophyta, Magnoliopsida, Fagales, Fagaceae. The record is from RefSeq and is a predicted model, not a curated record. The transcript is spliced from 2 exons.
AUGCUUGAUGUAGAUGUUGUGCGUCAUCGCCUGUACUCAUUUGGGAUGGUGAAGAAUUAUAGAACUUGGAUGUUUAAUGGGGAAUUUGAGUCUACACCGACCACUACUAAAGGUGGAAGUAGUCGUGUGCAUGAGAGUUUGGAUCAAUAUGGUGAUUUCCAUGGGAUGUUGCAUGACUUACACCCGAUGCAUGAUAUGGCACCGGCUUCAAUGGACGAAGGUCCUAGUGUGCAACAAGGUCCAGAUGGUCCCUCUGUGCAACAACUAGUUGAAGGUCCCAAUGAUGAUGCAAAAAAGUUUUACGAUCGAAUAGAAGAUGUGGAGAAACCUUUAUACAAAGUACCCGUUUGGACUCUUUGUGGUUGGACUAACAAAUCGUUCACUUUGUUGCUCCAAGUCUUGCAAGAUUUACUUCCUUUGGAUGCUAAGUUGCCAAAAGAUUGUUACGAGACUAAGAAGAUAAUUACAGAUUUGGGUUUGGGUUAUCAGAAGAUUCAUGCUUGUCCCAAUGAUUGCAUGCUUUAUUGGAAGGAAAAUAGUAACCUUGAUGCUUGCCCACAUUGUGAGGUAUCAAGAUGGAAACCACCCGAGUCGCCUGUAGCGGAUAAGACACAAGCUUCAUCAAGCAAGAGCAAGAAGAAAGCUGCAAAGGUCCUAUGUUGGUUCCCUUUAAAACCAAGAUUGCAACGACUCUUUCUAUCAUUCGAACUAGCCACUAAUAUGAAGUGGCAUGCUACUGGUCGAACAAAUGACUGGGUAAUGAGGCAUCCCACUGAUUCUGAAGCUUGGAAAGUAUUUGAUGAUAAGUAUGUAGAGUUCGCAUCUAACCCCUGCAAUGUUAGACUUGGAUUAGCAACUCAUAUGGAAACAUGA